UGGGGUUUAAGCUAGGCGGUCCGGGAGAGUGAGAGGAAGAGAGCGGGAGGUUUUGGGCCUUGGAGGGAGAGCCAUCCACACCAGGGAAACUGGAGGUGUCGUCUCCCCCAUUUCUAUCUAUUAUUGUCCCCCCACCUGAACCCCGAAGAUGUCCACUGCUCUGGUGUCUACAACCAUCUUCGACCUGAGCGAAGUUUUAUGCAAGAGUAACAAGAUGCUGAACUACAGCCCCUCGGGCGCAGGGGGCUGCCUGCUGGACAGGAAGGCGGUGGGCACCCCGGCGGGCGGGGCCUUCUCCCGGAGGCACUCGGUCACCCUGCCCAGCUCCAAGUACCACCAGAACCAGCUCCUGAGCAGCCUGAAGGGAGAGCCGGCCCCGGCCCUGGCCGGCGCCCGGGACCGCUUCCGCGACCGUUCCUUCUCGGAGGGCCUGCCCCCUCAGAAGCAGCCGGGGGGCGGGGGGCAGGUCAACUCCAGCCGCUACAAGACGGAGCUGUGCCGCCCCUUCGAGGAGAACGGCGCCUGCAAGUACGGGGACAAAUGCCAGUUCGCCCACGGGAUCCACGAGCUGCGUAGUCUGACGCGCCACCCCAAGUACAAGACGGAGCUGUGCCGCACCUUCCACACCAUCGGCUUCUGCCCCUACGGCCCCCGCUGCCACUUCAUCCACAACGCCGAGGAGCGGCGGGCCCUGGCCGGGAGCCGGGACCUGGCCGCCGACCGCCCCCGCCUCCAGCACAGCUUCAGCUUCGCCGGCUUCCCCAGCGCCGCCGCCACGGCCGCCGCCUCCGGGCUGCUGGACAGCCCCACUUCCAUCACCCCGCCCCCCAUCCUCACCGCCGACGACCUGCUGGGCUCGCCCACCCUGCCCGACGGCGCCAGCAACCCCUUCACCUUCUCCAGCCAGGAGCUGGCCAGCCUCUUCGCCCCCAGCAUGGGGGUGCCCGGCGGCGGAGGCUCCCCCACCGCCUUCCUCUUCCGUCCCAUGUCCGAGUCCCCUCCGAUGUUUGACUCGCCCCCCAGCCCCCAGGACUCCCUCUCGGACCAGGAGGGCUACCUGAGCAGUUCCAGCAGUAGCCACAGUGGGUCAGACUCGCCCAUCCUGGACACCUCGAGGCGCCUCCCCAUUUUCAGCAGACUCUCCAUCUCAGACGACUAAGCCGGGCCGGGGCGAGCGGGCGGGCGAGGAGGGCGCCCCCCUUCCUUCUCCUUCCUCUCCCCGUCCCCCCACUCCCCUCCCUCCUCUCCCUCACCAGCCCGGGCCCUACCGCCUCUUGAUUAACAAGCAAGGUUAAGCUCAAGCCCCUCUCCCCCAGGCCCCCCCAACAUGAGCCCCCCUGCCACAUCCCAGGCCUCUCUCGCCGCCCCCACCGAUGAACCGGACGAGCCCGUUUGUAGGCCGCCUCUAGCUUGGGCCUCUCACACAGACACACACCUACACACACGGACACGCAAACAUGUACACACAGACACACACACACAGCCGUACCCUCCGGCCCCCUGAUUCAACACGAAACAAGCCCCCCCUUCCCGCCUCUAGUUGCCUUUCUCUGGCUUAAGCCGUAAGUGCCAAAUCACAAAAGCAAAAAAAAAGAAAAGCAAAAAAAAAAAAAAGCAGUAACCCGUUUACAGAAGCAAAUUAGUGCCUUUACCAUGAUUUUUUUUUUUCACUGUGACUAUAUUACCUCUCCGGCUGCAGGGGGCGCCAGCGAGCCUUCUUGAACCUGUGCCCUUUGAGGUGGAAGGGGAGGUGGCCUAGGGAAAUAGGAGGAGGGGGGAAGGAGUUGAAGAUUCAAAACCAGCACUGGCUGCAAAAUGCCACCUUCUCCCCCCCUUCUCAGCCUCCACAUGGGUCCCUUCCUGCCCUCUCUGCCCACCCUCACCCCCUGGGCCGGGCUCCCCGUAUAUGGAAAGCUGUAAAUGCCCACCUUUCCCUCCCCCACUUCUUUACCUCCCCACUACCCAUCCCUCCCCCACCCCAUCCCAGUCUUGUUGACUAAUCUUGCCUGGGUCUCUGCAGGUCUGCAGGAAGGAAAGCUGAGAAUGGACAAAGAUUGGGCCCAAGUGGGACUUUGUUAAUUUUAUUUUUAUUUUAUUUUAUUUUUUUUUUUGUGGAAGAGGAAGGGGAAGCUAGGUGGACUAUGAGAGACUUGCUUUUGGUGCUAAAAAGUUCCCCAGUGUACAUGUGACAUCUUAAAAGAGGAAAACAAAGUGUAAAGGGUGUGGGCGGUUAAUGGUAUUCAUUCCACAUACAAUUUCCGUAUAAAACAGUUUCCAGUAGACACAGCUUUAAUGGUUUUUGCUCUAGUGUACAUUAGGACUAUGGUUAGAGCACUCACGCCAAGCUUUUUAUUUUUUUUUUUUCUGGGUUUUUAACUUUGUAUAACUUUCAGAAAUUGGAGAGCAAAAAUUUUGCUUGUCACUGCACAACAAUAUAAAAAAAGCUUAUUUAACUUAUCAAGACGUAUUUAUUGCCAAACUAUGCUUUUUUGUUAAUUUUGUUCAUAUUUAUCGGGAUGACAAAUCCAUAGAAUAUAUUCUUUUAUGUUUAAAUUAUGAUCUUCCAUAUUAAUCUUAAGAUUGUGAAGUGUCUUUUUGUUUCCUUUUUUUUCCACAGUUUAAUAUAUUAUACUACAAUGACAUUUUUUUGUAACUUUACACCUUUUGGUUAUUUUAUUUUAAAAAAAUGAAAAAUUAAUUUAAAAAAAUGCAAAAAACUGUUGGAUUAUUUAUUUUAGAAAUUCCCCCCCUUUGUGUUGGACUGCAAAUUGAGUUCCUUUCUCUUUCUUUAUAGGCCUUACACACCUGGGAUUUAGAAUGUAUGUGCAAAAGUUCUGUGGCAGUACUGAAGGAAAACAUCCUUUUUUGUACUGCUCCUAAAAGGGAAACAAAAAACCCCUUUGACUUCCACGUGCCUAUCUCGAAACAUUCCGAGCACAGAUUUGUGGUUCUCUAUUCCAGGUUUGGAGUUUUCCAUGUUGACGUAAACAGAACUGGCACACGAACACACACAGACACACACAGACACACACACAGACACACACAAAACAAAAAAAAAAUGAAUGUAAUUAUUACUUUUUUCCUGUUGCUGUUCACUACCGUUGCUUUCUUCUUCUUUUUCCUUUGUGUGAGUUUAUUUAAAAAAAAAAUUCUUUUUGUAACGACUGUUUGCAGUUUAAAAUCAAUAAACCCCGUUUUUUUUUCAAGAAA
This is a messenger RNA of Ornithorhynchus anatinus (platypus), 3210 nucleotides long. RefSeq names its product ZFP36 ring finger protein like 1 (gene ZFP36L1). The coding region runs from base 149 to 1159 and encodes 336 amino acids. Lineage: Eukaryota; Metazoa; Chordata; Mammalia; Monotremata; Ornithorhynchidae. Gene Ontology annotation, molecular function: metal ion binding; mRNA binding. The record is from RefSeq and is a predicted model, not a curated record. The transcript has 2 exons.